AUGGAAAAUAUCUCAGGGGCUAAACUGGAUGUCAUCUGGUCACCGGUGCACCAUGAUAAGUUCAUAAUAUGGGGGCCUGAUAUAACCUUAUAUGAAGUAGCCAGACUUAAAGAAAUAGAAAAAAAGACUUCAUUCACUCAAAUAUCCUCUACAAGGGGUGCUAUAGUAGUAGCCUCUCAAAGUGCAAGUGGAGUAUGUUGUGUGGAUAUAAGUGCUAUGGUCGAUCAACCAGAUCCUCUACUAGCACUGGGACAUGCCACUGGCAAAGUUACCUUAACAAGCCUUAAGCAGACAUAUGAUCCUCUAGGCUUAGUUGGAAGGGAGUUUGGGGUCAAGUAUGCUCGCCCGUGCAAUGGUGUGGCUUGGAACCACAAUGAAAACAACCUCAUUGCGGUUGCCUUGGAUAAACACCGUAGUGACAGCUGCGUACAGGUGUGGGAUGUGCAUCGUUCAUCCUUAUCUACUGAUGAUUAUCCAGACAAUGCAUCUCCACCUCCGUCGGAGCCGGGUCGGCCUGUUGCUGAGCUAGCAAUAUCAGAAACAGCACAUAGUGUUGCAUGGACUAACCUAGGCAAUCGAGUUUUGGCUGCAUCUAUGAACUUGAAGAAUAUAAAAAUUUUCGAUCUCAGAGAGCACACGGGUAAAGCGAUGGGCGUGGCAACGAGCCGACAGUGCCUGGGCGUGUGCGCGGAGCCAAGCGGCUGGCAGCUGGCAUCGCGAGGCGACGGCGGCGUAUGCGUGUGGGAUGCGCGCGCCCUCGCCCGCCCACUGCUGAACCUGCCCGCCGCGCGCCCGCCGCGCAAGAUACAGUGGUGCCCCACCAGACGCAACCUUUUACUUUCGCUGCAACGUGACUCCAGUACUUUACGUCUUCACGACAUCCAGCAAGCCCAGGAAUACAAAGCUACUCAAUCUUUCGACAGUUCUAUGUCGGCAACGCCAGCGCUGGAGGAGCUGGAUGAGCUGGAGGAGCAGCCGGCGCGCGGGCCUAGCGUGCUGGAGCGUGACGUGUGCCCCGCCUCGCAGCCGCUCGCCUCCUUCAGCUGGCACCCGGCGCACGAGGCGCGCCUGCUGGCCAUCUGUCUGACAGGUGGAGUAGUGGAGUACACGGUGUGCGAGCGCGUGACGGUGGGCUGGGGCGCGCGCGGCGGGCUGGUGUGGGCGGGCGGCGGAGCGCUACGCCUGAUGCGUGACGACUUCUACUCCACUCUGCGAGAUAUCUCACAUCUCAUGCAGCAACGCGCCAACACUGACUACGGACUCAAGCCGGACUUGUGGCAAAAUGCAGAUCUUGCUGAAGACGAGGCACUGAGUGGAUUGUGGCAUUUCUUAGCUCUGAGCAAGUCGCUGGUGGAAGAUGGCUGUUUUCGCAACAGUCCGUGGAAGCACCCUGGAGUUCGCACGGUGCUGCGAUCGCCGGGAGAAGGUGGAUACCGGUCCGAAGCAGUGCCGCUGCUGCUACCCGACAUGCCCAAUAGGAAGGUGACCGUGUACAGGAGCGCGGAGAGGCAGUGCGCGCUGCAGCUUUGCGGCUGGGGCUGGGGCUGGGAGAACGCGGGUGUGGGCGUGGAGCGCGCGGAGGCGGAGGGUACGCCGUGCCGCGCCGCCGCCAUCGCGGCAUUCCACUUGCGCGCGCGCGCCGCUCUCGACGUUCUGGCGCGCGCGCGCGAGCCGCGACUACGCGUCGCUGCGCUCGCGCUGGCGGGUCCAGGCGCGGACGAGCGGCUGUGGCACGAGGCGCUGGCGGCUGCCGCGCCCGCGCUGCCUGAUGCGUACCUGCGCGCUACGCUGCACUUCCUGGCCGCCGUGGCUGCGCCGCCGCACUCAGACCUCGCCGCCGUGCUAGUGAGUGUGACAUAA
Messenger RNA from Parnassius apollo (apollo), 1860 nucleotides. The record is from the annotation of a GenBank genome assembly. Lineage: Eukaryota; Metazoa; Arthropoda; Insecta; Lepidoptera; Papilionidae.